ACGACGUGCGCAUGUCGCCGCCAUCUCUUUAGGUAGUAGAGCCAUCAACUCUUCACGACCGUUGACAUUUUCUGGAGACUAGAAAAUUAAAAUUUUCCUUCUUUAUUAUUUUCCUGAAAAAAAAAAAGGAAAUCAUUCCCAGUUUUCGAUCUCUCUACGCUUCUUUUUGGACCCAAGAGCUAAUGACGAUGUCUCGCCGCGGAUUGUUGUUGAUGUUCGUAGCAGUCUUCCUUGUCCUGAUUCAGUCAUCAACUGCUCUGAUUAGUUCUCCAAGCUCUAUCAUCAACCCUUCUAAAGUCAAACAAGUUUCUUCAAAACCCAGGGCAUUUGUGUAUGAAGGUUUUCUAACGGACCUGGAAUGUGAUCAUUUGAUCUCCCUUGCAAAAGAGAAUCUACAGAGAUCUGCGGUUGCUGAUAACGACAAUGGAGAGAGUCAAGUCAGUGACGUUCGGACCAGCUCCGGCACGUUUAUCUCCAAAGGAAAGGAUCCUAUUGUUUCUGGUAUAGAGGACAAGCUCUCCACAUGGACAUUCCUCCCAAAAGAAAACGGGGAGGAUCUUCAGGUGCUGAGAUAUGAGCACGGUCAGAAAUAUGACGCUCACUUUGACUACUUCCACGACAAAGUCAACAUCGCCCGCGGUGGACACCGUAUAGCAACCGUUCUCAUGUAUCUUUCCAAUGUCACAAAGGGUGGAGAAACUGUUUUCCCUGAUGCAGUGGAGUCUUCCCGCCUCAAGCUUUCUGUAAACAAAGACGACCUUUCUGAUUGUGCAAAGAAAGGAAUUGCUGUGAAACCAAAGAAAGGAGAUGCACUGUUGUUCUUCAACCUCCACCAAGACGCAACCCCAGACACCUUGAGCCUUCACGGAGGCUGUCCUGUGAUCGAAGGAGAGAAAUGGUCAGCGACCAAGUGGAUUCACGUGGACUCGUUCGAUAAGAUUGUGACGCAUGAUGGUAGCUGUUCGGAUGCAAACGAGAGCUGUGAAAGAUGGGCAGUGCUUGGAGAAUGCGCAAAGAACCCUGAGUAUAUGGUGGGAACUCCAGAGCUCCCUGGAAACUGCAGGCGUAGCUGUAAAGCUUGUUAAAGAGUUUAAAUUUAUGUUCUCUCUCUUUAUGACUGUAACCUUAAGUUUUCUUUAUUGAUCAAACUUUUUUUUGUAAUUUUUUUUUUUGUCUCUGGUGAACUACUUGUUCCUUGAUGAGACCCCUCUUGUUCUUGAAUCAGUUACCUAUUUUCUUUAUCAAUGGACUCUCUAUUUCAGUUA
Molecule: messenger RNA, 1265 nt
Organism: Raphanus sativus (radish)
Lineage: Eukaryota; Viridiplantae; Streptophyta; Magnoliopsida; Brassicales; Brassicaceae
Product: prolyl 4-hydroxylase 2
Exons: 7
Coding region: 183-1085 (300 amino acids)
Biological process (GO): peptidyl-proline hydroxylation to 4-hydroxy-L-proline
Cellular component (GO): endoplasmic reticulum
Molecular function (GO): iron ion binding; L-ascorbic acid binding; procollagen-proline 4-dioxygenase activity
Source: RefSeq, a predicted model, not a curated record